Phytophthora infestans T30-4 is the source of this 339-nucleotide messenger RNA. RefSeq lists its product as uncharacterized. The record is from RefSeq and is a predicted model, not a curated record. NCBI's taxonomy places the organism in Eukaryota, Oomycota, Peronosporomycetes, Peronosporales, Peronosporaceae. The transcript is spliced from 2 exons. Bases 1 to 339 code for a protein of 112 amino acids.
AUGGGAAAGGAAGUGUCACUGGCUGACGCUUUCCAGAGACGCCAUCCACGAUUUGGUCAGCGAGUUGAGAGUCACCGGGACAAGCUGAAACGUCAGAGGGACAAGCAGCAAGAGCAGAAGACCGCUGCAAAGCGUGAUACUGCUCCACCAGCGACAGACGAUCUACCUCCUGAGAAGCAGCAGCUGCUCACCCGCUUGGCUAGCGGCAGUCGCACUAAGAUUUCGAGCCGCGAGAUGAAAGAACGCAGUCGUCGCCUGUACCAUCAACUGCCUGAGGUCGUAGAGCGCAAGCGUCAGGAAGAAGAACGACGUCUGCAGCAGAAGCAGCGUCGACGAUAA